Molecule: messenger RNA, 734 nt
Organism: Paramecium pentaurelia
Lineage: Eukaryota; Ciliophora; Oligohymenophorea; Peniculida; Parameciidae
Source: the annotation of a GenBank genome assembly
UAAUGUUCACAGGUACUAUUUCAGUAAUAUAUGGUCCUAUGGUAAUAAUUUAAAUUGAUGUAGUUUUCUGGUAAAACAAGUGAAUUAAUGAGAUUAGUUAAAAGAUUUACAAUAUCAGAAAGAAAAUGUGCAGUUCUUAAUUAUGCUAAUGAUAACAGAUACUCAGAUGAUUAAUGUAUAUCUAGUCAUGAUAAGUAAUAAUCUAAUUUAUAAAUUAGAUAAUAUUUAAAAGCUAUAAAAGUGACUAAAUUAUUUGAUGCUUUUGAGAAAUGUAAAGAUCAUGAUGUUGUAGCUAUUGAUGAAGGUUAAUUCUUUAGUGAUGUAAAUUAUUAUCUAAUAUACUCUUAGAUUGUUGAGUUUAGUGAAGCAAUGGCAAAUUUAGGGAAAAUAGUAAUAGUUGCAGCUCUUGAUGGUACAUUUGAUAGAAAGCCAUUUCAUAAUAUCUUGAAUUUGAUUCCAUUGGCUGAACGUAUUACUAAGUUAACUGCUGUUUGUUGGUUUUGUAAGAAAGAGAAUGCUUCAUUCACUAAAAGAACUGUUUAAUCUUAGGAAAGUAUAUAAAAUAAAAAUAUAAUUAAGUUGAAUUAAUUGGAGGAGAAGAUUGUUAUAAACCUGCAUGUAGAGUAUGUUUUAAUUUAACAGAGAAUUAAUUAAAUAAACAUACAAUAAUACAAAUUCCAGUUUUUUAAAAUGAUGAAAGAGUAUUUGGUUAAUAAAAUUUGAUUUGCUGAAAC